Molecule: messenger RNA, 858 nt
Organism: Oldenlandia corymbosa var. corymbosa
Lineage: Eukaryota; Viridiplantae; Streptophyta; Magnoliopsida; Gentianales; Rubiaceae
Source: the annotation of a GenBank genome assembly
AUGGCGGGACACAAGGAAAGACUAGCGGGGUUGGAAAAACUUUCUUCAGAACAAAUGGAACGAUUGACGGAAGCCGAAGUGGCCCUGAGGGGACUUCAGGAUGAGGCGGAGGAUGAUAUUGCGCACAUAAGUCUGGAAUUAGAGCAAGAGAAUGCGGCAAACCGAGGGCUUCGUUCUACGCUCAAUGAUAAGGAUGCGAAAAUUGUGGGACUGAAGUCAAAAGUCGGGGAACUCAAUACAAAACUUGAGGACCUCGUAAGACAAGUGGGAGUAAUGAUAGUAGCCAUAGCAAACCAACCCCUCGGAGGAGGGAACGGUGCCACUAGGGGAGUCACUAGGAAGAAACACAAAGCCCCUCAACCUGCUAAAUGCUGCCAAAUGGUGGCGUGGCCAGAUGGUGGAAAUCAAAGCAGUUCGGGUGACCGUGGAGACGUGGGAUUAGCUAAAGACAUUGUCCAAGUAGAAGGGUUGGUGGAUUACCAUGUGGGGACAAAGAAAGAUGCGAGGCCGACCAACAGCGGUGCCCCUAAGAGUGGGGGUAACAAUGCUGCCAAGAGCGGAGGAGAUCGUGCCCCUGCUCAGUCCACAGGUGGGUCUGGUGGACAAGGCAGUUCGUGGGGUAGUUCGGGUGGCCAGAACGAUGGAUGGAGAGCUUCUUCUAGUGCACAAGCUGAGUGUCCCAAGAAGAAGAUCAUCAAUGCCCUGCUUGUGAAUGAUGCUGAGUCCCAACAUGGAGACCUUGUAGCGGAGGCGCAGGCUGAAGAAGAGGAAGAUGCGGGAGAAGACGCGAUGGGUGCCUUAUCCUUUUGUUAUGCCAUGAGUCCAGUGGAGAAGGCACUGACAAAAGGUGUAUCCUGA